CCUUAGUGGAGGCGUAUUUGCAGGAUAACCCGUUCUGGCAGAAGGACGUCGUUAACUCUAACAUCUGCUAGAUGACUGAUAACCAGGAUCACAGCGUCGUGUUUUAAGCAUUAGUAGCACAAUAUCCACAAUUACAAGACGCUACCUAUGUGACAACCUGUCGGCAAAUGUAUAUAUAAAAAAUUUGAUCGCGCAUUGACAUUAAUGAUCACAUACAUAGGCUACAACUGAAGUUCUGCGACCAUAAUCCUAUUUCGGACGUUGGAUUUUAAUCUGCUAUCAUGGACGAGGACAAUCAGGUACCUGAGGACCUCUCCUUGGAAGAAAGGGAUGAGCUGUCCAACAUACGGAGGAGGAAAAAAGAGUUACUGGACGACAUUGAGAGGUUGAAGUUCGAGAUUGCUGAGGUGAUGACUGAAAUUGAGCAGCUAACCUGUGUGGGGGAGAGCAAAACAACUCAAAGAAACAAACAUAUUGCUAUGGGGAGAAAGAAGUUUAAUAUGGACCCCAAAAAGGGGAUACAGUUCCUCCUGGAGAACGACCUUCUACAGCACACGCCCGAGGACAUAGCACAGUUCCUUUACAAGGGUGAGGGCCUCAACAAAACAGUCAUUGGAGACUACCUAGGAGAACGUGAUGACUUCAACAUCAAAGUCCUGCAGGCUUUUGUGGAGCUUCAUGAGUUCUCAGACCUUAACCUUGUACAAGCUUUAAGGCAAUUUCUGUGGAGCUUCAGACUCCCAGGCGAGGCCCAGAAGAUCGACCGCAUGAUGGAGGCCUUUGCCUCCAGGUAUUGCCAAUGCAACCCAGGCGUCUUCCAGUCCACAGACACGUGUUACGUGCUGUCUUUUGCCAUCAUCAUGCUGAACACCAGCCUGCACAACCCAAACGUGAGAGACAAGCCCCCUGUGGAGCGCUUCAUCUCCAUGAACAGAGGCAUCAACGAGGGGGGCGACCUGCCCGAGGAGCUGCUCAGGAAUCUGUACGAGAGCAUCAAGAGCGAACCUUUCAAAAUCCCGGAGGAUGAUGGGAACGACCUAACACACACGUUCUUCAACCCAGACAGAGAGGGCUGGCUGCUCAAAUUAGCCAGUUCCGGUUACCAGGCUCCAUUUCCUUGGAGUGGAGCUAGAGGUGCUCCUCGUUAUGCCACCACCCGAGAGCAGCCGAAAGGUCUGAUGAUGGAUGGAAGAUAUUCUCCACGUGUUCCAUUCUUCACUCAAACCACAUCUAAGACACUUUGCAUUAACCUGAGGGCAGCUGCCUUCCCAUCAAUGUCGCAGAGGCUGCACAGAAGUUACAGUGUAGCUGCUCUGAAUUCUUGAUGACACAUCGAUGGAAAUUACAGACUGAAGGUUGAGGAUAGUCAUCCAUGGUGGCCUUGAUGGUUACAGCUGCCUUGUGUUUCUCCACGCUUCCAGCAACAAGUGAUGCAUUACUAAAUGCUGAGGCCAGACAGACCGUCCAGGCUUAGAACAGGAUCUGGUACAAGCUAGAUUUCUGUGAUUGCCACCUAUUGAAUUGGAUAACCAUGGACCAGAACAAGAUAAUCAAUAUUUUCCUGCAGCAGUGAAUGUAGGUUACGGCUCGACAUUAAAUUAUAACGAGAAGAAGUGAAUAUAGCUUGUUUCAUAACAAGAUGGGUUGAUGGAGUGAUAUGGAAGGGUGAUUGUCAUUGUUUGUUUACUAAUUGUUAAACAUAAACAAUGUAUAUCUUGAAUCUGCCCUGAGAGCCGUCUUUGUGUCCUGCCUCUCUAACAUUACACAUUUGUGGUUGAGGUUGAGUGAUUGCAAAAGCCAUAGCAAAUAUAAUAGAAUAUAACUUCACUUUUCCAGAACUUUGUGGUGUC
This is a messenger RNA of Hypomesus transpacificus, 1850 nucleotides long. RefSeq names its product cytohesin-3. The transcript is spliced from 12 exons. Bases 282 to 1325 code for a protein of 347 amino acids. Gene Ontology annotation, molecular function: guanyl-nucleotide exchange factor activity. Gene Ontology annotation, biological process: regulation of ARF protein signal transduction. The record is from RefSeq and is a predicted model, not a curated record. Lineage: Eukaryota; Metazoa; Chordata; Actinopteri; Osmeriformes; Osmeridae.